Durotheca rogersii is the source of this 1675-nucleotide messenger RNA. RefSeq names its product putative Sin3 binding protein-domain-containing protein. Gene Ontology annotation, cellular component: nucleus. The coding region runs from base 303 to 1409 and encodes 368 amino acids. The record is from RefSeq and is a predicted model, not a curated record. Gene Ontology annotation, biological process: positive regulation of transcription from RNA polymerase II promoter by glucose. The transcript has 2 exons. Gene Ontology annotation, molecular function: sequence-specific DNA binding. NCBI's taxonomy places the organism in Eukaryota, Fungi, Ascomycota, Sordariomycetes, Xylariales, Xylariaceae.
GGUCAUCGCUCGUCACUCGUCGUCGCCGGCUUUCCCUUGUUGAUCUCUUUCCUCCGUCUCAUAACAUCAACAACGCCGAAUCCAACAUCGCCAGGUUCCUUUUUUGUACUCACAGAGUCACCCUUUGUCGCAGUCAAGAGAAUCGCGUCAGCACUGCCAUUUACGCCUUGCCCUAACUUCGUUUUUGUUUUCGCCUUUUCCCGUCGAGAACAAGACUGGUUUGAUCAAUCUGUCGCUAUUUGCACAGCAAUUCUCCCUACUUCGGACUGUCUUUGCACAUUUCGAAGUCAGCUGCAUCAAAAAUGGCAACCAUGGCAUCGGCAUCUGCUGCUCGCGAUAUCCUCAAGACCUCCUCUCUCAGCCGCGACAACUUAACUGCUGUAGCGGCCGCUCGGAGCGUCCCUGCGACAACACGAACCCAUUCCCUCCCGACUCCCCCCAACUCCAUAUCCCCUACGCUACCGCCUCACGGCCUCAAGGCCCAACUGCAGAAGGCCAGGCUCGACGCCAUCGACUCGGACCUGGACCUCCACGAAGGCGUCGCGCCCGACCGUCUAGGCUCGCCGUCCUUCGAGUCUACCGGCGCCAUCACUCCGGCGCUCCUAGCCAAGUUUCACCUGCCAGAGAUCUUGCUAAACCACGGGCCGUUAGCUAUUCGCCACAUCAUGGGCUACCUAACCACCUCGGUCCCCGGCUUUGCCGGAAUCCCCCCACCGAAGGCACGAAGGCUAGUCGUGGCAGCGUUGGAAGGACGUGGACAGGGACACGGUGUCGAGGGCGGUGGAGUUCAUGGUGACGUGGAAUUUCAGAAGGUCGGAUGGGGUCGCUGGGACGCCAAGCGACGCGGUCAACCCACUCGAGGCGCCACGUCUCGAAAACUCGCGCGCGAAGGUGAUUCCGACCUGGCUCCGACCAGCAUACCGAUCUCAAAAGGCGCAGGGCGGAACGCCGACCGAUCCCGGCUCAACGCGCGCUCUACUAGUAACGGGAACUCGGCUACCUUCUCGCACGACGACCGGGACAUUAGCAUGAUGGAGAAUGAGGCGGAUAAGAUGUCUCUCGACUCCCUCGACGGGCCCGCCUCCGCCUCCUGUUCGGAGGCGCCAGACGACGAAGAUAUGAUUAUGAAUGACGACCCCGAAGAUGCCACCGACGACGAAGACUGGGCGGCCGUCGGAGCCGCUGCACUACGGGCAGCGUCGUACUCUAGUCCAACCGAGGCCCGCCAAAGUACGAACUACCUCUCCUCUCGUGUAUAUAACUCCUGUGGCAUCCGGUCCUUCUCGGCAACCUCCGGGAUGCUUCGGGAACCACGCCUUGACAACAUCGACCUGGCCGCACUUGCCGCUUCAUCAGAUGCCCAAGAGCGUGAGGCUAUCCAGGCGCUUUUACAACUCGGUUCUGUAUAAUAAAUUUAGCAUAUGGCGGCGUUUUUUUUUUCUCGGCACAUCCCGACUCCGGGCGAUUUGAUAUUGGUCGGCCUGGCCGGGCUGGUUAUUGUGUCAAUUCUCUGGUCAACAAGGCGUUCAUCUUGAUCACCGCUAUCAUAAAUCGUCAUCAUCCGGCAUAACCCGGCAUCGUUUAUUCUCGACACCUGGCGUCCCUGGUUGCUUUUCUGGGGAGUAUUAUUUUUUGGACGACUUUUAUCCUUUCCCACCUGGAGAUUUCGGCGGUU